CUUUUCCACUUCACAUACCCGUUUGUGUUUUUGUGGGCUGUCGUCUUAUCACACAAAAAUGUUACUAGUUGUGUAGUUGAAGUUAAAACUGUGCUCUCUGUACAACACUGACUGGUUUGCUGUUUAAAGGGAUCUGCUGCUUUUUACUGUGACAAUGAACAAUGACAACUUUCCCUUAAAGUUUGGUGGAAGGUUCGCUAUGUAGCAAAGAUGGCCCUCUGUGCAGUCCUCCUUCUCCUUUGUGUGUUGGCAGUCUUUCACAAAGGUCUAGCAGCUGUGAUAGAGACUCAGCAGACUGUGAUGGCAGCAGUGGGAGAAGAGGCUCUUUUAAACUGUCAGCUGAUGCAACCUAAAGAUGUUGUUCAAGUCACAUGGCAGAAAAUUUUACCUGACAAGGAGCAGAAUGUCGCUACUUACACCAAAUACUUUGGUGAGAAAGUGAAUCCUGACUUUAGAGAUAAAGUGGAGUUUAAAUAUGCUGGACUGCAGAACAGCUCCAUAGUUAUCAGGAGGGUGACGGAGGAAGAUGAAGGAUGCUAUCACUGUUUGUUUAACUCCUACCCUGACGGAGCUCUGACUGGUUCAACCUGCCUCCAACUCUAUGAGCUGCAUGAACCCGUUCUACAUGUCAGAGAAUCAAACUCUCCUGAAGAGGCAGUUGUGUCCUGCUCGGCCACAGGUCGACCUGCUCCCACAGUAACACUGACUGUCCCUCACUACAACUCUACCAGUGUCACCAACACCAACGCUACAGUCACUGUCACCGCUACAGCCGUGCUGCCUCGUCUCCAUGGCAACAGCACACAGGUUGGAUGUGCAGUGCGAGUGCUCUCUGGUCCUCAGAUAGAGGUGUUUACCAUGAUUCCUGAGGUCACACUGUCGUCUGCUGAUGGUGUUGAUGAGGAAUCUGGCUCUGAUAACAGUGAUCACAAUGUCACUUUGAUCACUGUGUUGGUCGUGGUGUCCUGUGUUUGUGUUGCUGCUGCAGUCAUCAUCAUCAUCCUGCUUGUAAGGAAACAUCAGAACAGUGUGUCACACAGAGACUCUGAAGAGAACAAGACACCACAAAGAACAACCAAAGACACUGAAGAGGCCCACACACUGGUAGGCAAGAAGGACAACAAGCAGAUAGGACAAGAGACAACUCCUGAGAGAAAUGAGACAAGUGACAACCCAAAGCCGUCAUCUUCAACAGCAAGACAACUUCUUUUGGAACCAGGUCAACAAUUAAGUGACACAGAAUAACCUUCAAGACUGCAGUGCCAGUACUAAGACAGUCAAACCCGAACAUAAACUGAAAAAAGUGUUUUCCAAAGAACGUUUUAUAGUUCUUAUACCACUCCAUCUAUAUAUGAUCUUUUAAUAGCAUUUGAUAAUCAUUUUGAAGGGUUUAAUUUGUAUGUUGUUUGUUUGUUCAAGAAAUGUGAAACAAAUGAAGGUUUUUAAAAAGGUCACAAAUUCUUUGACAGUGAGGUAAGCUAAAACUCAGUGCAGCAUGUCUCUGGAAAGACCUCUGUGAUCUCUGUGUGAUAGUCUGGAGAACAUCAUGUAGCUCAGGAGGUGAGAGCAGGUUCAAUCCCCGGCUCCUUCAGUCUGAAGUAUCUUGGCAAGCCACAGGGCUGACACAUAGAGACAGACAACCAUUCACACUCACAUUCACACCUACAAUUAGAGUCACCAAUUAACCUGCAUGUCUUUGGACUGUGGGAGGAAGCUGGAGUACCUGAAGAAAACUCACGCUGACACAGGGAGAACAUGCAAACUCUGCACAGAGGGGUAGG
Molecule: messenger RNA, 1781 nt
Organism: Epinephelus fuscoguttatus (brown-marbled grouper)
Lineage: Eukaryota; Metazoa; Chordata; Actinopteri; Perciformes; Serranidae
Product: OX-2 membrane glycoprotein-like
Exons: 8
Coding region: 211-1245 (344 amino acids)
Molecular function (GO): cell-cell adhesion mediator activity
Source: RefSeq, a predicted model, not a curated record